ACCGCAUGUCAGACUUUAAGGGGCGGCUGUCUCCGGCCACGUCGGAGAUGAACCUGUACACCUUCAACAGCCGCAGCACCAGCCCCGUGCACGGCAGCAGUAUGAGCAACGUGCCCCACCGGGCCCGCUUCUCCACCUACGACACCCUGAGGAGCGGCCGCAGGCAAGAGGGCCCCAACAACGUGGGGUUCACACCACAGGUUGUUAAUCACAUGCCCCUGCGGUCAGCCACUCUGGGAAAUCCAAACAGACGGGACUUUAUAGAAGAACUGACCAAACAGCUGGACACCAUCCAGAAGCGGAACACGUUUCUUGAAGCAGAGAGUGUAGAGAUGGAGAAGGAGAGAAACCAGAUAAGGUUUGAGAUGCGCAAUCUCCUGGUGAACAAUGAGGAUCUGCUGAGGACCAACGCUCAGCUGACCAAUGACAACAAGCGGAUUAGAGAGCACUUAAUGGAGCUGGAGAGAGAGAACCAGGUCAUGGCUGAGAAAUACAGACAGCUGGAGGUGGAAAUGAAGGAGGCACGGGAUGUGAUGGUGGAAGCCAACACUCAGGAAUACGCCUUCAACUUCCUGCAGCAGUCACUCAAGAACAAGAUACAGGAUGCAGAGGAGAACCUGGAUAAGCAGACGCAGCAUGCCCAGACCAUGGCGGAGAAGCUGUGGCUGGCAGAAAGGAAGGUGGAAGAGAUGGAGGUGGACAGGGAGACCCGAGACAAGAGGACCUCGAGCAGAGCUGCACCAUCUCCGGGCUCGAGGAGGAGCUUGGAAACGCUAUUCUGCAGUCGACCCAGGCGGGGGCAGAGUUUAACCUGCAGCUGAAGCUGCGUCAGGACGCGCAGCUGAGGCUGGAGGAGCUGGAGGAGACUCUGCUGGAGAAGGACCAGGAGCUCCUGAGAGUCGAGGCCAUCGUGGU
This is a messenger RNA of Gadus chalcogrammus (walleye pollock), 915 nucleotides long. RefSeq lists its product as uncharacterized. Lineage: Eukaryota; Metazoa; Chordata; Actinopteri; Gadiformes; Gadidae. The transcript has 8 exons. Bases 6 to 821 code for a protein of 271 amino acids. The record is from RefSeq and is a predicted model, not a curated record.